This is a messenger RNA of Colletotrichum karsti, 798 nucleotides long. RefSeq lists its product as uncharacterized. Lineage: Eukaryota; Fungi; Ascomycota; Sordariomycetes; Glomerellales; Glomerellaceae. The record is from RefSeq and is a predicted model, not a curated record. The transcript is spliced from 2 exons. The coding region runs from base 1 to 798 and encodes 265 amino acids.
AUGUUGCGCUUCUCCUACAUCUCCUGGUUCGGGAAAGAGACAAUCGACGCCGUUUCGCGCACACACAAGCACACGUACCGAUACGCCCAAGGUCGUCGCCGAGUCUCGACCAUCAAUUGCUCAGCGACCCUUGCAACCAUGGGUCUCCCGCUGGCAUCGACGCGGCCGAGCCCGCAGCCGCUCCCGACGCGAACCGCGACCGAUACCCCGAACCAAUACCGGACCGAGCCAGAGGCGCCAGUGGACGACGUGGUCUACCUUGGCACAUGGGGAUACUGCAGCAUGAGAGGCUUUUACCUAUCAAAAAUCAACAAACAAGCUGCUCGUCUCGCGGAAUCAGACAUCGCCGUGGGUCAACGGAUGUCACUGGCUUCGGAGCUUGUGCAAAGCGUCCUCGGCUACACCCUGUGCUACGACCACGUCGCCCGCGAGCUUCCCGCGAACCCGCCGAUCGAGCGACGGAGCGCCGAAUCCCCGCUGGCCCGCGUUUCGCAUGAAGAGUUGCACGGUCGUGUCCGCGAGACAUCGAGAGACAUCCGGUCGCGGGCGCAGGAGAUCAUCGAAAGCCUGUGCCAAUCGAUGGACUUGAUGGAGGGGAGUUCACGCAGACCUACCCAGGACGCAGAGCGUGGUCAAUCCCGCGCCCGUUCCCCACGAGAUCCCCUCUCGGCUGCGUUGGAAGUCAGGCAUCAAGUGGCUCGCCUGAAUGGGCUGGACGCCGAGUACCAGGCGCGCAUGUACGGGGAAGAUGCGCGCCUCGACGCAGCGCUGAAGGAUCAGAUAUACAACAUGGUCUGA